This is a messenger RNA of Brugia pahangi, 20346 nucleotides long. NCBI's taxonomy places the organism in Eukaryota, Metazoa, Nematoda, Chromadorea, Rhabditida, Onchocercidae. The record is from the annotation of a GenBank genome assembly.
AUGCCUGGAGCGCCACGUUUUACGCAGAAACCUUCUAUCCAACAAACUCCGCAAGGAGAUCUGCUAAUGGAGUGCUACCUAGAAGCCGACCCACCACCUGAUAUUGUAUGGAACCACGCUGGCACGCCAAUUAUUGCUGGACCACGUGUAGAGCUAACACUUAGUAAUUUGCAAACCAAUCUUUACAAAGCGAUUCUAAUUAUUAAGGAGCCAAAUGUUGGUGAUGGCGGGGCAUACAAAUGCACAGCAAGUAAUCAGUUUGGUGAAUCAAAUGCAAAUAUCAAUCUUAACUUCGCAGGUGCUGGUGACGAACAAAAAGGGGCAGCCAAGGGGCCAACAUUUCUCAGCAAACCACGAAUUAUCCCAAAAGAUGGCGGAGCAUUAAUUGUGAUGGAAUGUCGGGUGAAAAGUACCUCGAAACCAUAUGGGAUCUGGUAUAAAAAUGGCGUGCCAAUUCAUGAAAAUACUCUUUACUCUAUAUCUUUCUCAGAUCUCGGAGAAUCCUCAUAUCUUUUACAACUGGAAUUACAUAAUCCUGCGGCGGAAGAUGCUGGGCAAUAUAAGUGUAAUAUCAAAAAUGAUCUAGGUGAAACAAAUGCGAAUUUAACAUUAAAUUUCGAACAAGAACCAAUGGAGCAACAUGAGAAGAUUGACAAGAAUCGUGAAAAAGAUUCUGCUUCUCCUCGACCUGCUUCUCGACAAGGUUCAAGACUAGGAUCACCAAAGAAACAAAUGAAAUCUCGAGAAGGGACACCAAAGAAAUCUUUAAAAUCCCGUGAAGGUACACCAAGAAAAUCAAUACAGUCAGAGACAGCGACACCGACACAGGAAGCGGAAACGAACGUUUCAUCAAUAACCGAAAUGUCGGAAGUUAAAACAGAGCAAAUGGAAGUUGACAAUGUUAGUGCAAAACGAAAGAGUAUGACGACUCUUCCACAGAAAGAAAAAAAAUCACGACAGAAGUCACCGCGGCCUAAAUCUAAAUCACCGAAACCAGAAACUUUUCAAGUAGAUAAUGAGAAUACAGAUAAAGACAGGAUGAUGAGUUGCACUUCCAGCAACAAAGCAGAUCAUACUUCAGCAGCAAAAGCAAGCGAAGUGCGAAAAAUACCGAAAGAUAGUUCUAUCAAAGUCGAUGAAAUUGGAGCACAAGAAUGCAGAAAUGAAACGCCGAAAUCUACAACAAUUACGAAAACAGAAGAAACGAAAAUAAAUCAAAUAACAAAACACUCACUAAGAGCUAAAGAAAAAAAUAUAGAACUUGAAUCCAACCUCAUUUCGGAAUCAGAACUAGAAAAAUCUACUGCAUCAAUUGCACAUGAUGAAAAGAAGCAUCCUACAAAAUCAAGGGAAGCAAUAAAGAAAAAAAGGAAAGAGGAACAGAAAUCCAAAUCAUCAAAACUCCGUGACUUGAAAUCAGAACUUGAAGGAAAAGAAACUGACGAAAUUUCGGGAUCUGGAUUGAUGAUUGGACCGGAACGAAAGAAAGAGCUCAUGGCAAUGCAUUUAGAUGGUGGUGCUUCCGGAGAUGAAAUAUCGGAAUCAAUUUCAGAGUUGCCUUCGGUCUCUGAUAUCACUUAUAAGAGACCUUCAGCAAUAAGACGUAGCAGUGUCGACAUGCGUCGUGAAAAUUUGGCUGCUGAAAUGCUGGAUAAACCCUCAACUCCACUGAAAAAUAUCGGUCCAGAAGGCGCACCAAGGAUUCUCGAAAUUCCAGAAAAUGUUACUGUAACAAAAAAUGAUACAGCUGUUUUGAAAUGUAAGGUGGAAGGCAAUCCGGCACCAACAUUCAAAUGGAGUAAAGGACUUGUUGAGAUUCCUUCUGGUGGACGAUGCAGAAUAGUUACGGAUCAACAGGACAAUUCAGUGAAUCUCGUUAUGCAGAAAUGUCGAUCGAACGAUGACGGGCCAUAUACAUUAACUAUUGAAAAUAAAUAUGGCAAAGAUUCUGCAUCCGUUAAACUGUUGGUAAUUUCCGAAGCUGGGCUUGACUUCAGAUCAAUGCUGAAACACAGGGAGCAUGAAGAAGGUGGAGAUGAAGAUGAUGAAAAAAGCACUUCUUCACGGACAAGAUCGAUGACAGACGUCGAACGACGUCAAUCGUUAUUUCCUGGUAAAAAAGUUGAGAAAUGGGAGGAACCACUGGAGAAUAAAACUGUUCAGCAGCAAGUGGAUAAAAUUUGCGAAUUGAAAUGUACCUAUUCGAGAUCGAAUGCUAAAAUCAGGUGGUACAAAAACAAGAAGGAAAUUUUCAGUGGUGGCUUAAAAUAUAAAAUUGUAACCGAAAAAGCAGUCUGUACAUUGAUUAUCAACAAUCCUGAAGUUGAUGAUAGCGGGAAAUACACCUGCGAAGCAAAUGGUUUGCCAACAACUGCUGUUCUGACUGUUGAUGAACCUCCAAUGAAAUACAGCUUCAUCACACCUUUGCCGAACACACAAGAAAUAUACAGGACAAAACAAGGCGUGCUCACCUGUAAAGUAAAUAACAAACGAGCUCCAUUAGUUUGGCAUCAUAAUGGAAAACCAAUUUCGGAUUCUGAUAAACGGUUCUUAAUCGAGAACGACGCAAUUGGUCGUUUCACAUUGACAAUCAAAGAUGUCACCAAUGGAGAUGCUGGCGAAUGGAUGGCCAAAAUUACUAACGAAAUCUACAGCAAAGUAGAAGUUUAUGUUGAAGAGCCACGACAUACCUUCGUUAUUCCCUUAAAGUCGCAGAAAGUGACAGAAAAUGAAAGUGUGCAACUGGUCUGUGAUUUAAAUGACAAAGAUGCAGAUGUUGAAUGGUGGCAUGAUGGGGUUCAAAUUAAAAUAGAUGGACAAAAAUUCGUUGCUGAAGCAGAGAACCGAAAACGUCGACUAAUCAUAAACAGUGCUAAAAUGGAAGAUCACGGAGAGUACAAGUGUACAACGAAAGAUGACCAAACACUAGCACAACUCAUUGUUGACGCUCUCAAUAAGUUUGUUGUUCCGUUAUCCGAUAUAGAAGUUUUCGAAAAGGAAGAUGUCGAUUUACGCUGUGAAACAAAAGACAAUAAGACUCCUGGAGUAUGGUCGAAAAAUGGAAAAAUUAUAACAUCGAUGCCCGGUGGAAAAUUUGAAACCAUAUCUAGGCAAGGUGUACACACUCUUAAGAUUUCGAAAAUUGAAAUUUCUGAAGGUGACAUUUACGAAAUCAAUGUUGGAGGCCUGGAAGGUUCCUGUGUCAUUACCGUUCUAGAAGCUGAAAAGAAACCGGUUAUGAAUUGGAAGCCUAAAAAAGUCGAAAUGGAAUGUGACAAACCCGAAACCAUCAAAAUUCCCUUCUCUGUCAAGGGUGGUCGAAAAGGCAAUCCAAAACCAAAACUGUGUCGGAACGGAGAACCUGUAGAUUUGGAGAAAAUGAAAGAUCUUAUAGAAGUUGUAAUAAAUGACGACGUUGUUGAAAUUAAAUUCAAAAAUCCGAAGAAAGAAGAUGCUGGAAAAUGGACGCUAGAACUCAGUAACUCCGGUGGUACUGCACUUGCACCAUUUGAAGUGAUGAUCAAAGAUAAACCCAAACCACCGAAAGGACCGCUUGAAACCAAAAAUGUUACCGCUAAAGGAUGUGAUCUUAUAUGGAAUGCACCUGAUACCGAUGAUAGUUCUCCAGUGCAGGGAUAUGUUGUUGAGAUGCAAGAGGGCGACGGAAAAUGGACCAAAAUCGGCGAAACGAAGCAAACCGAAUUUAAGGUGAAAAGUUUGAAAGAACAUGGACAAUAUAAGUUCCGGGUGAAGGCAGUGAAUGACGUUGGUCAAUCUGAACCACUCAUCAGUGAAACAAUUACUGCUAAAAAUCCUUAUUCCGUUCCUGACAAACCCAAAAAUAUGACAGCAACAGAUAUUAGCAAGAAUUCAUUGUCACUCCAAUGGGAAGCUCCUGACAACGACGGUGGUUCUCCUGUCGAAAAAUAUGUCAUAGAAAGGCGUGACAAAUCUGGAAAGAACUGGACUGAAGUAGGAACGGUGCAAUCAUCAGAGGGGAAAAGUGUGUUCACUGUCAUUGAUGAUACAGUUAUUGAAGGAAAUGAAUAUUACUAUCGAGUUUAUGCAGUUAAUCAAGCUGGUUCUGGAGAUCCGUGUGACCAUGGACGAGCUUUCAAAAUCCUUGCCAAGCCAGAACUACCCGCAUUUCCGAAUGGUGGUAUUUACGAUCUGAUACUAAAAGUUGGUGAGACGAUUAAAUAUGACCUGAUAAUCGUUGGCGAACCGAUACCCGAAGCAUUCUGGACAGUAAACGAUAAAGUAAUCAAGCACGGAGGUCGUUGCAAAAUAAUUACUGAACGUGGCAAACAUCUUCUGAAGAUAGAAGAUGCUGCAAGAGCUGAUUCUGGAAAAUAUACUUUGACAUUAAAAAAUGAAAGUGGUAAAUGUGACUCAACAGCAACGGUGACAGUUGUUGGGCCACCAGAUCAACCUAAAGGGCCUUUGGUAAUCUCAGCUAUUUGUGGUGACGGUGCCACAUUAGCAUGGAAACCCCCGGAUGAUAACGGAGGUGAACCCUUAGAGGAAUAUAUUGUGGAAGCACAAGACAUGGAUGAAAAAGGAAAAUUUGUAGUAGUAGGUUCGAUGCCUGCUUCUGAAACUCAAAUGGUUGUACAUGGCUUGAAAGACAAAGGAAAUUACAAAUUCAGAGUGAAAGCGAAAAACAAGGAGGGUGAAUCAAGUCCGUUGACUGCAGAUCAAUACGUACAAAUAAAGGAUCCCUGGGAUGAACCUGGUAAACCAGGAUGUCCUGAAAUUAUCGAUUACGAUGCUGACAAAAUUGAUAUAGCUUGGCAACCACCGACUGAAGACGGCGGUGCACCAAUUGAAGAAUACAUUAUUGAAAUGAAAGAUCCAGUAACUCAAAAAUGGACUGAGGCGGCCAGAUCACCAAAAGCAAAUGCGACGAUUACGGGUUUGAAAGAAGGCAACGAAUAUCAAUUCCGAGUGAAAGCAGUUAAUAAAGCUGGCCCUGGGCAACCAAGCAAACCCUCUGAGAGACAAGUUGCUAAGCCUAAAUUCGUACCGGCAUGGCUGAAAAUGGACAAUUUGAAGAGUUUAAUUGUAAAGGCGGGUCAGUCAGUUAAAUGGGACGUGGAAAUUGGAGGUGAGCCAACACCUGAAGUUAAAUGGAUUAAGAGCGAUGAAGUAUUGACAUCAAACGAAUCUGUCCAGAUUGAAAUGAAAAGACAUGGUCACACUUUGCUUUACAUUCUAUCUGCGAAACGCUCCGAUGGUGGCAAAUAUACUCUGAGUGUAAAAAAUUCAACUGGAGAACAAAGUGGAACUGCAGAACUAACUGUUUUGGAUAAGCCAAAUCCACCAGAGGGUCCGCUAAAGAUCUCAGAAGUGUUUGAAAAUAAAUGCAAGCUUAGUUGGAAACCACCAGAAGAUGAUGGUGGUGAACCCAUCGCAUACUACGAAAUAGAGAAGUUUGAUGAAGAAGUGGGAAAAUGGAUUAGGUGUACUAAAGUCAAAGACACUGAGGCACAUAUCGACGAUCUGCAAAAAGGACAUACUUACCAAUUCCGUGUGAAGGCAGUGAAUCACGAAGGUGCUAGUGAUCCUCUAUCGACAAAGGACUCCAUUUUAGCAAAGAAUCCGUAUGAUGAGCCAGGGAAACCAACGACUCCAGAAGCUAUUGAUUGGGAUAUUAAUCGAGUGAAUCUGGCUUGGAAGCCACCAGAUGAUGAUGGUGGUGAUCCAAUAAGUGGUUAUGUAGUCGAAAAAAGGAAAAAGCACGCUAAAGACUGGGUGGAGUGUGCUAGAACAAAUGGUGCUGGAUGUGAAGCUAACAUUUUGGGUUUGAAAGAAGGCGAGGAAUAUCAAUUUAGAGUUAGGGCAAUCAAUAAGGCUGGAAUGGGUAAGCCAUCAGACCCAAGCAGAAAAGUUAUUGCGAAACCUCGCAACUUGAAACCACAUAUUCAUCGUGAAUCGAUGAAAUCGAUCGUAAUCAAAGUAGGCGAAAGCGUAGAAUUUGAUGUACCAGUCAGUGGUGAACCUCCACCAGAAAAGGCUUGGAUGCUAAACGACAAACCGAUCGAAGACGAUGAACAUAUUACGAUAACAGAUGAAGAUUACAGAACUGCCUAUGUGUUAAAAAAUGCGAUGCGAAAGCACAGUGGGAAAUACACAUUAACUGUGUUUAAUAUUAAUGGAACAGAUAAACAUAGUGUAGAUGUGACUGUUAUCGGGAAGCCUUCCGCACCUGAAGGACCGUUAGAGGUAUCAGACAUUCAUGCGGAUCAUAUGAAUCUGGAAUGGAAGCCACCGGACGAUGACGGAGGUCUUCCGAUUGACCAUUAUGAAAUUGAGAAAAUGGACGUCUCUACUGGAAGAUGGGUUCCAUGCGGACGGUCAGAAGAUUGUAAAGCAACCGUGAAGAAUCUACAGGAAAGCAAAACUUACCAAUUUCGCGUUCGAGCCGUCAAUAAAGAAGGACAAUCGGACCCACUUGCUACAAUAGGAGAUGGGUUCUUAACCAAAAAUCCGUACGAUGUUCCAGAGAAAGUGGAUAAACCAGAACUAGUUAAUUGGGAUAAGGAUCAUGUUGAUUUGCAGUGGAAAGCUCCAGAUGACGGUGGUACACCGAUUGAAGCGUAUAGUUUGGAGAUAAAAGAUAAGCACGGAAAAUGGACGGAAGUUAUGAGAAUUUCUGGUUUGGAAACAUCUGCUCGAGUUGAGAAUUUGAAGGAAGGUGAAGAAUAUCAGUUCCGUAUCAUUGCCAAAAAUAAGGCUGGUUAUGGUGAACCAUCUAAUCCGAGUGACCACAUCAUCGCGAAACCCAGGCAUUUGGCACCUUAUAUUCAUCGUCAGGAUGUGGAAGACAUAAUUGUCAAGGUGGGACAACCUUUGCGACUCAUCAUUCACAUUGAUGGGGAACCACCUCCCAAAAUUAUCUGGAGUUGUGAUGGUGAACCACUUGAUUCGAAUAUUGUUGUUGAAAAUGAGGAUUAUAUUACCAAGUUUACUGUAACGAAAGCAAUCAGGAAACAAUCUGGAUUCUACACCAUAACGGCUGUAAAUGAAAGUGGUUCAGAUAGUGUUAAAUUCGAAAUCAAAAUAAAGGGAAAACCUGGAAAACCAAAAGGCCCUGUAGAAGUCACUGAUAUAUUUGAUGAUCGCACGACCUUAAACUGGCAACCACCGGAAGAUGAUGGUGGCGAACCCAUUGACCAUUAUGAGCUGGAAAAGAUGGAUACUAAAGAUGGUAUCUGGGUACCAUGCGGAAAAUCCAAAAACACAUCAUUCGAAGUUAAAAACCUCAUCAAGGACAAAUUUUAUCAGUUUCGUGUAAAAGCAGUCAAUUCUGAAGGUUCUUCGGAACCUUUGGAGACGGAUAGCUAUAUACACACCAAAAAUCCCUUUGAUAAACCAGAUAGACCUGGAAAACCAGUACCAACUGAUUGGGAUAAGGAUCACAUUGACCUUGAAUGGACUAAGCCAGCAAAUGAUGGCGGGGCACCAAUCGAAGAAUAUCUGAUUGAAAAACGUAAUAAAUAUGGACGGUGGGAACCUGCUUUAACAGUAUCCGGUCAGUCGACAACAGCUGCAGUUCCGAAUCUUGCAGAAGGUGAAGAAUAUGAAUUCCGCGUUAUAGCUGUCAACAAAGGUGGACCGUCGGAACCAAGUGAUCCAAGUGCAGCUGUUGUUGCAAAAACGCAGAACUUGGCCCCAAAAAUUGAUCGGAGCACAUUGAAACCAAUGAAGGUGAAAGCAGGACAAAUGGUUGUUUUCGAUGUCUUGGUUGAGGGAGAACCACCACCAACAAUCACUUGGAUAAAUGCAAACGGACAUGAGAUGAGGCAUGGUGGUCGUAUCAAGCUUGAUAAUCCAGAAUACCGAACAAAAUUGCAGAUACGGGCAUCUGAAAGGAGUGAUAGCGGUAUAUACAAAAUUCAUGCCGUUAAUCCAAAUGGUGAAGAUGAGGCUACUGUUGAAAUUAAUGUCAUCGAUAAGCCAAGGCCGCCAGACGGCCCACUAAACGUAACAGAUAUCCAUGCUGAUCAUGCUACCCUAGACUGGAAGGCUCCUACAGAUGAUGGCGGAUUACCAAUUGAUAGUUAUGUUGUCGAAAGAUUCGACACAUCCACUGGUCACUGGAUUCCAUGCGUUAAGGUGGAUGAUGGACAGACAAGUGCUGUUAUUGAUGGUCUCAUUGAAGGACAUGAAUAUAAGUUUCGUGUAUCGGCAGUUAAUGCUGAAGGUGAAUCUGAUCCUCUUGAUACCUUUGGAGCUAUCCGGGCAAAAAAUCCAUAUGAUGCACCAGGAAAAACUGGAAAGCCGGAAGUUAUCGACUGGGAUAAUGAUCACAUAGAUUUGAAGUGGACAUCUCCUACAAAUGAUGGUGGUGCACCCAUUGAGGGUUACGUGAUUGAAAUGAAGGAAAAGUUCGCGCCUUUUUGGAAAGAAAUCAAGGAAGUAUCAGCUGACCAACUUACGACUACCAUACCUAAUUUGAAGGAUGGUUCCGAAUAUGAGUUCAGAAUACGAGCUAAGAAUAAAGCUGGUUUUGGAGAUCCAUCAGAUCCAAGUGAUUCCAUAAUUGCCAAGCCACGACACCUGCUACCAAAAAUUGAUCGUACUGCAAUUGAAGAAAUUAGAGUACGGGCUGGUCUUAACUUUCAACUCAAUAUUCCCGUUUCUGGUGAACCACCUCCAACGGUGACGUGGAUGUUCUCAGGACAACCGUUGGUAUCAUCAGAGAGAAUCAAGAUUGAGAAUCCAGAUUACAGGACUAAAUUUGUAGUGAAACGUGCUCUUCGUUCUGAUACUGGUAUCUACAUAAUUAAAGCCGAAAACAAAAAUGGUACGGAUACGGUUGAAGUUAAAGUGUUCGUAUACGACCGACCAGGUGAACCUAAAGGUCCACUUAAAACGGACAACGUUCACAAAAAUGGAUGUACCCUCGUCUGGAAAGAACCUGAUGAUGAUGGCGGUAUAGAGAUUAACCAUUACAUUAUUGAAAAACAGGACGUGAAAAGCGGACGUUGGACUUUUGCGGGUGAAGCAGCUACAACUACUAUGAAGAUUGAUGAUCUAACCCCUGGGCAUGAGUAUAAAUUUCGCGUGAAAGCGGUUAACAAAUACGGAGAAUCAGAUCCAUUAGAAACUACCCAACCAAUUAUUGCCAAAGAUCCAUUCGAUACUGCCGGAAAACCAGGCACUCCGGAGAUUAUAGAUUGGGAUAAGGAACACGUAGAUCUUCGGUGGAAUCCUCCCUUGGAUGAUGGUGGCGCCGCAAUCGAAAAAUAUGUCAUUGAAAAAAAGAUGGCAAAUAGUGAUUGGGAGUAUGCAGAAGAAGUACCAGCAGACCAGACCACCACAACGAUGAAUCAUUUGAAAGAAGGUGCAACCUAUCAGUUUCGUGUAAAAGCAAUUAACAAAGCCGGAGAGUCGACACCUUCCGAUCCAAGUUGUACUUUCGUAGCCAAAGCGCGUAAUUUACCACCAAAAAUUGACCGAUCUAAUUUGAAUGAAAUUCGCAUAAAAACUGGAGGUACUAUUGAAUUCGAUGUUAAGGUUGAGGGAGAGCCACCACCGAAGAUUUCUUGGUUCAACAAUGAAACACCACUAACAACCUUCGAGCGUACUAAAGUUGACAACUCGGUGGAUUACCGUACAAAAUUAGUUACUGUGAAUGCGGUACGUAAUGAUUCUGGCAUGUAUAAAAUUAUUGCCGUUAAUGAGAAUGGUAAAGAUGAAGAAGAAGUGAAGGUUGUGGUGCUCGACAUUCCAGGAACUCCGAAUGGACCUUUAAAAAUCACAGAUAUCACGAAGGAAAGUUGUGUCAUGAACUGGAACCCACCUGAAGAUGACGGUGGUUCACCUAUUUUACAUUAUCUCGUUGAAAAACAGGAGGCUAAUGGUCGUUGGGUGCCAUGUGGUGAAACUUCGAAUACUAGUUUACGGGUGAGCAAACUUGUGGAAGGGAAAGAAUAUAAAUUCCGUGUAAAAGCUAUCAAUCGUCAAGGAGAAUCACAACCUUUAACCUCAACUUAUCCAAUAAUCGCCAAGAAUCCGUUCGAUAAACCUGGUAAACCCACGAAUUUCACUGCGGUAGAUUGGGGUAAAGAUUAUAUCGAUUUGGAAUGGAAAGCACCAUUGGACGACGGUGGCGCACCAAUUGAAAACUAUAUUGUAGAGAAAAAAGAUAAAUUCGGUGACUGGAUGCCAUGUGUAACAAUUGCUGGAAAUAUGACUAAAGCUACUGUAGCUAAUUUAAUACCAGGCGAAACUUAUCAAUUCCGGGUGCGAGCAGUUAAUAAAGGUGGAAAAGGAGAACCCUCGGAUCCUACCCGAGAAAUAAUUGCGAAACCAAGAAAGCUAACACCUAAAAUCAAUCUAGCUGCACUUUUCGAUAUCCGAGUUCGAGCAGGAUCACCAGUUCACCUUGAAGUGAGCUAUGAAGGUGAACCAGCACCAGAGGCAUACUGGAGAAUUAAUGACGCCGUCUUUACUGGUACUGAUAGGGUUGAAAUUAUUACGAAAGAUGGUAACAGCAAAAUUGUGAUACCGUCAUCAGUUCGUGGUGACACAGGUACUUAUACGAUCCAGGUCGAGAAUGAACAUGGCAAAGAUAAGGCAUCCUGUACCGUGACUGUUCUAGAUGUUCCGGGAGUUCCGGAAGGACCAGCAAAGAUCAGUGACAUCACGAAAGAAGGAUGCACACUGACUUGGAGACCUCCGACCGACGAUGGUGGCUCUGAAAUUACGCACUAUGUAGUCGAGAAAAUGGACAUGACUCGUGGUACUUGGCAGGAAGUAGGCCAUUUUCCAGACUGUACUGCUAAAGUAACGAAACUGAUUGAUGGAAAGGAAUACAAAUUCUGUAUCAAAGCUGUCAAUAUGCAAGGACAGUCAAAUUCACUUGAAACCCAAGAAAUAAUUGCCAGGAAUCAAUUUGAUGUGCCACAGUCAGCGUCGAAACCAGAGAUCACCGACUGGGACAAAGAUCGCAUUGAUGUUGUAUGGAAGCCACCGACCGACACUGGUGGACUACCGAUCCAAGAAUACAUCAUUGAAAAGAAAGAGAAAGGUAAUCCAGUUUGGAUUGAAGCAGGAAGAGUUAGUGGAGAUAUCACAGCUUUCUCAACUAAUGGUCUGAAACCUGGAUCGGAAUACGAAUUCCGAAUUAUUGCAGUAAAUGAAAUUGGUCAAUCCGACCCAUCCGAGCCAUCAGAUGCUCAAAAAGCUCGUCCAAGAUAUGUAAUACCCAAAAUUAUCUCUCAAAUACGGAAAUUUAAAGUCAAAGCAGGUUUGUCGCUGACAGUAGAAGCAGAAUAUAUUGGUUCUCCAGAUCCGUCAGUAAGCUGGGAAUUCAAAGAUGAACCAUUAGCUGAAAACCUUUUGGUAAGUAGUAAGAAUGGAGUGCUAACAAGUAUAACAAGUUUUUUCAUACCAUCUGCUAAACGGUCUGAAAAUGGAAAUUACACACUGAGACUGAAAAAUGAAGCUGGUGAAACGUCCGGUUUAUUUGAAGUUAUUGUCCAAGAUAGACCGUCGACACCCCAAGGACCGAUUAAAGUAACUAAUGUUACUAAAGAGAGUUGCAUUCUUAACUGGCAACCACCGCAAGACGAUGGUGGUGCGGAAAUCACCAAUUACGUGGUCGAGAAGCGUGAUCUGCAGUCGAAUAUUUGGAUACCGGUGUCAGUCUUUGUUCCUGGUACCACAGCCGUAGUGUCUAAACUUGCUGAAGGACACCAAUAUGAAUUCCGAGUCAUGGCUGAAAAUGCAAAUGGACGAUCAGACCCGCUGAACAGUGACUCACCUGUGCUUGCUAAGGAUCCAUUUGGCAAUCCUGGUAAACCCGGUCGACCAGUUGUUACCAAUCACGAUUUGAACCACAUAGAUAUCGAAUGGGAACCACCUAAAGAUAAUGGUGGCAAUCCAAUUUCACAUUACAACAUCGAGCGUAAAGACUUGAAGAAUGGUCGUUGGAUCAAGAUAAACAAUGAGCCAGUGAAAGAUAUCAGUUUCGUAGAUGAUCGUGUCCAAGAAGGUCAUACUUAUGAAUACCGAGUCCGAGCAGUGAACCAGGCCGGUCAUGGUGCACCAUCGGAUCCUUCAGCUGCAGCCACUGCAAAACCAAUGUAUGAGGCUCCAGUAUUUGAUAUUGACAUCCAGGGCAAGGAAUUUCGGGUUCGUGCUGGAGAACCACUGGAUAUCAAUAUUCCAUAUACAGCAUCACCAAAGCCUGAUAUUAUCUGGAUGAAAAAUGAUCAAACGCUUAACGGUGUAGAGACAGACGACUCGAAAACACGUCUUUAUAUCAAGAAAAGCAAACGUUCGGACUCCGGUGAAUGCAUCAUUACUGCAUCGAAUUCGUACGGUAAUGUACAAGCAACAAUUAAAAUUUCCGUAGUUGACCGACCAGGACCUCCAGAAGGUCCAAUGGCUUAUCCGGAAACAUCACGCCAUUCCUUAACCUUAAGAUGGCGUCCACCUGAGGAUGAUGGUGGUUCAGAGAUUACCGGUUAUCGGAUUGAAUACCAAGAAACAGAUAUGUUGAAUUGGAUUCGUGUUAUCGAAGCAGUCGGUGGUACCACAUACAUCGUUCGCGGACUGGAUCACGGAAAGCAAUAUCGCUUUCGUGUACGUGCUGAAAAUGUGAUGGGAUUGAGUGAACCACUAGUAGGUGCACCAGUGUUUGCAAAAGAUCCAUUUGAUCAACCUGGACCACCCUCUACUCCUGAAAUAACGGGAUAUAGUCGUAAUCAGAUAAAUUUGUCGUGGAAUCCACCAAGUAACGAUGGUGGAUCGCCUAUCAUAGGUUAUGUAAUCGAAAAAUUUGAAAAAGGUGACAAUGAUUGGACACCCGUCAAGAUGCGCUCAACUAAAAAUACCAAAGCUAUUGUAACUGGUUUAAUUGAAGGAGAAACUUACCAAUUCCGGGUCCGAGCUGUUAAUCUGGCUGGUGAAGGUGAACCAAGCGGUAAUUCUGAACCCACAAUGUGUCGUCCGUUCGUUACCCCACCUGAUGCCCCAGAUCAGCCACGAGUAGGUAAGAUAACAAAAAACUCCGCGGAAUUGACCUGGAACCGUCCUUUAAAAGAUGGUGGAGCCCCAAUUGAAGGAUAUAUUGUUGAGAAAAGAAAAGUUUGUGUUGGGGACUGGAUACCAUACAACGAUAAACCUGUUAAAGAUACUUUCCUGGUAGUGGAACCACUAGAGGAGAACGGAGAAUAUGAAUUCCGCGUGAAAGCAGUUAAUUCGGUUGGAAAAAGUAAACCGUCUAGGCCAACCGAUGUGGUGCGUAUUGAAGAGCAGCCAGGUCGGCCAUGUUUAGAUCUAUCUGACAUUAAAGAUAUCACUGUCAAGGCUGGAGAUAAUUUUGAAAUUAAAAUCCCUUUCACUGGUGGCAAUCCAAAACCAAUGGCAACUAUUUUUAAUGGAGUGAAAGAAAUAUUUGGCGAAGAUGAUCACAUUAAUAUUGAGGUAAGCGACGGUUUUGUGACUUUAACAACAAAGUCAGCGAGAAGAUCAGAUGCUGGGCCGUAUCGUGUUACAUUAAGUAAUCGUUUCGGUAAGGAUAGCACAAAAGUGAAUGUUAAUGUGUUGUCACCGCCAGGUAAACCUGUAGGUCCAAUAGCAGCAAGUGAAAUUGUCGGUGAUGCAAUAACACUUCACUGGAGUCCGCCACUUGAUGAUGGCGGUGCUGGUGUAAGCAAUUAUGUGGUGGAAAAACGUGAAUCGGAUGGUACCUGGACCAAAGUUGGUCAGCCAGCUGGUACCAGUUUCCGAGUACGUAACUUAGAAAAUGGACAUCCAUAUGAAUUUCGAGUUUCGGCUGAAAACCAGUACGGCAUUGGUGAACCACUUGAAACAACGGAACCGAUUACUGCAAAAGAUCCUUUUAGUAACCCUGAUGCUCCUGGGAGACCAGAAGCUAUUGCAACAACUGAGAAUACCAUUACGUUGCAUUGGACUCAACCGUUGAAAAAUGGUGGUUCACCAAUACAAGGUUACGUGUUGGAAAAGCGUAAAAAAGGUGAUGAGUGGUUAAGAUGCGCUUUUGGCCUUAUCAACGAUACGCAGUACCGGGUCACUGGUUUAACACCACACAAACGUUAUGAAUUCCGUAUAGCAGCAGUAAAUGGAGUUGGCCAAAGUCCAUGGAGUCAAAACAGUGAACAAAUUACGGCUCAGAUGGAAGCUGUGAGGCCAAGGAUUCAGCUUGCUUUAUUUGGCAAAGACAUUAUUGCUCACGUUGGAUCUUCAGCGAAGAUUUUGGUGCCAUUUUCGUCAAGUCCGUCUCCGGAAAUAAUCUGGAAUAAGGAUGGUAAGCCAAUUGAUGAAAUGUCAAAACGUUUAAGACUUGAAUCAAACGACUUUUUGACACAGCUGUUAUAUGAAAAAUGCGAACGAGACGAUACGGCUACCUACACCAUCAAGCUGGAAAAUGAUGCUGGAUCAGAUAGCGUCAAUGUCAGAUUACUAGUUGUCGAUAGUCCAUCCCCACCAAAGAGUCUUAUAGUUUCCGAUAUCACACCAGAUUCCUGCGUUUUGGAUUGGGAACCUCCAGAUGAUGAUGGAGGCUCUCAUAUCACAAAUUAUAUCUUGGAAAAGUGUUGCGUUAAUACGCCGUCAGAUGAUGUCUGGGAGAAAAUUAGUUCAUUCGUACGUGGUACCAAUUAUGUAGUAACUGGUCUUAAUGAAGGCGAGAGCUACAAAUUCCGAGUUAGGGCGGAGAAUCAGUACGGUAUAUCAGAACCAAAUGCAGUAAAUGAGCCAAUUGUUGCUUGCUAUCAGUUUAAGGUACCUUCACAACCAGAUCCACCCACUGUUCGUGACAUGGACAGUACAUGGGCUGAAGUGGAAUGGGAAUCACCUUUAGAUGGAGGUUCGAGGAUUCUCGGAUAUGUGUUGCAGUACAAGGAACCUACAUCUGGUAAAUGGAUAAAUGCCAGUGCCCGCCCACUAGAGGCUACCAGCUUCCGUGUUCAGAAUUUAAAGGAUAAAGGUGAAUAUGAAUUCCGUGUUAUCGCUAAGAACAAAGCUGGUCUGUCAAAACCAUCGCUGCCAUCAGAAAAAGUACAACUUAAACUCAAAUUUGGUCCACCUGGCCCACCGACCCAAAUAUCUGUCGAAGCGAUAGGAAGAAAUCACGUAACGCUCACCUGGGCUCCACCAACUGAUGACGGUGGUUCCAAAAUAACUGGAUACAUUGUGGAAAGCCGAGAAGUUGGUAUCCAGAGCUGGAGAGUUGUUAGUGACUACAAUGUACAGCAACAUGAAUUCACAGUCCCUAAUCUGAUUGAAUUUCAUGACUACGAAUUCCGAAUUACAGCUAUCAAUAAAUACGGAAAAGGUUUACCAUCAUUACCUUCGUCACCAAUCAAAAUCCAGGAGAUGGGCGGUUCUAAGCCUGUAAUUGUUGUCAAACCAGCGAACACAGCUUCGCCUUAUAAUCGCCGUGCAGUAUUUACAUGUGAAGCUAUUGGCAGACCAGCACCAACCGCACGCUGGUUACGUAAUGGACGUGAAAUACCAGAAGGUGCACGCUAUCGCACUGAAGCACAAGAUGAAGUUUUCAAACUUAUCAUCAAAGAAGUAUGGGAUAUUGAUUCUGGUGAAUAUACUUGUGAAGUGUCAAAUAUUUAUGGUUCCGAUUCUGCUACUGCAGCAUUACUUGUUCAAGCUCCACCUGUGAUAGAAAAAGGUGUUGCAAAUGCUAUAUAUGCCGAUGGUGAAUUAGUACGCCUAAAGAUUUACUUCUCUGGCACCGGUCCUUUUAAUUAUUCAUUUACCCUAAACAAGAAAGAAAUACCUGCGGAUCAUCCCAACAUCCAUUUCGUGGAUUUCAAUAAUCACGUUAUCAUUACUAUUCCUUCGAUACAUAGCAGUGAGGCUGGUCGUUAUGAGUUAACAAUAAGCAACGACAGCGGUGAAGCGAAUACUAGUUUCUGGCUGAAUGUAACCGGGCUACCGUCAGCACCUCAAGGGCCACUACAAUUUUCAGGCUUGAAUUUAUCUCAAGUAUUACUUAGUUGGAAGCCUCCAGUGAGUGAUGGCGGUGCACGUAUAAGCAAUUACGUUGUCGAAAAGCGCAACCUAACAAAGGAUGAAUGGACUGAAGUGGCAACACUUAUAAAAGAUACUAACUAUUUGGUUAGUGACCUCUUUGAGGGACACGAAUAUGAAUUCAGAGUUAGUGCCGUAAACGAAAAUGGGCAAGGUCCACCCCUCGUUGGUGACCAGUCAAUUAUUGCACGGCUGCCAUUCGAUCCUCCAUCAUCUCCUGGGAAACCUCAGAGUGUAAAUAUAGGUGAAAAUUCUAUGACGUUGAGUUGGGCUCGUCCAAAUUUCGAUGGAGGAGGUCGCAUCCGUGGUUACUUGAUUGAAAAAAGGGAAGCUGGUACAGAUAUUUGGCAGAAAUGCAAUUAUAAAACAAAUCCAUCUACUUCUUGUGUCGUGAAUAAUCUGAUAGAAAAUCGUGAUUAUGAAUUUCGUGUAUUUGCUGUCAAUGAUGCUGGCCAUUCUGAACCAUCUGUGAGUGAUAUUGUCAAAUACGUUCAUUUGUCAUCUGGACAAGCACCAACAAUCGUUACUCCGCUUACCGACCUAUAUGGUGAACAAGGACGAUCGGUGACUUUAGAAUGCGUAAUAACUGGCAAUCCACAACCGGAAUAUCGUUGGUACAGAGGUCUCCGAGAGCUUAUCGAAACUUCCAAAUAUAGCAUCUACGACAAGGGUGACACACAAACACUGGUCAUUAAUGAUUUGCAUGCUGAUGAUACCGACGAGUACUCUUGCCGUGCAACGAACUCUAAUGGCACCAAAUCAACGCAAGCACAAAUGACUGUUUGUUCUAAACCCCGUGUAUUCCUUCCACCACAGUACCAUGGAGGUUAUGAAGCAAAGAAAAAUGAAAGCAUCGAGUUGAAAGUUCCAUUCAAAGCGUUUCCACAACCUAAAGCAAAGUGGUUCAAAAAUGCUGAACCAAUUAGCGGUUCUGACAAAUAUAAAAUUAUUACCGAUGACAAGUUUACAACUUUGAUAAUCUCGAAUGGUACACGAGAAGAUUUUGGGCAGUACCGAGUAGUUGUAGAAAAUAAUGUUGGUUCAGAUUCCGCUACUAUAAGUUUAACUGUUGCUGAUAGACCGGAUCCGCCGCGAUUUCCUAUUGUUGAAAAUGUUCUAGAUGAAGCUGUUAUUUUGUCAUGGAAAACUCCGGCGCUGGAUGAAAAUGUUCUGAUCACUAACUAUAUUGUUGAGCGACGUGAGGCAACCAGCGGGCAGUGGGAACAAUGUGCCAGAUCACGUUAUACUUAUCUGACAGUAGAAGGCCUGAAACCUAAGCAUACUUACGAAUUCCGUAUCAUUGCCGAAAAUAAAUACGGACAAUCAAAACCGUGCGAACCAACUGCCCCUAUUACUAUUCCUGAGCAACGUAUUCGGAAAAAAGGUUAUGAUGUUGACGAUUUGGGUAGGAUUGUCCAUGGGAAAGGAGUAACAUCUGAUAAUUAUGAUGCUUACGUAAUCGAUGUUUGGAAAGAAUAUUAUCCACAACCGGUAGAACCAAAACGAGAAUCGGUGUACGAUUAUUACGACAUUCUUGAAGAAAUUGGGUCAGGGGCAUUUGGCUCUGUACACCGUUGUGUUGAAAGAGCAACUGGUAAUACCUUUGCUGCGAAAUUUGUUAACACUCCUCAUGAUGCGGACAAGGAUACAGUGCGCAAGGAAAUUAAUACCAUGUCUGUUCUUAGACAUCCGAAACUGAUAAAUCUGCACGAUGCUUUUGAAGAUGAUAAAGAAAUGAUCAUGGUUCAUGAGUUUAUGUCAGGUGGUGAGCUGUUCGAGAAAAUUUCCGAUGAAAAGAAUCGUAUGUCGGAAAUGGAUGCGGUCGGUUACAUUCGACAAAUAUGUGAAGCCUUAUGUCAUAUGCAUGAGAUGAGUUAUGUGCAUUUGGAUCUGAAACCUGAGAAUAUUAUGUUCAUAACAAAGAAAAGUGACCAGUUAAAGUUGAUCGAUUUCGGUUUAGCAGCAAAACUAGAUCCUAGAGACACUGUAAAAGUGACAACUGGUACAGCAGAAUUUGCGGCACCAGAAGUAGUUGCCAAUGAACCAGUCGGAUAUUAUACCGACAUGUGGAGCGUUGGUGUACUUGCUUAUAUCCUCUUAUCCGGUCUCUCACCAUUCGGUGGAGAAACUGAUGACGAAACUCUCCGAAAUGUAAAGAAAUGUGACUGGAACAUGGAUGACCCUAGUUUUGCAAGUAUUUCUCAGGAUGCAAAAGAUUUCAUUAAGAAGAUUCUAAUGCUUGAUCCAAAAAGUCGGAUGACCGUACAUGAAGCUUUGGAACAUCCUUGGUUAAAUGGUGCUACCAGUAAUGUACCGUCUCAGCAAAUACCCAAUGAACGCUAUCAUUCCAUUCGUGACUCUAUUAGACGGAAAUAUGACGCUUGGCCAGAACCAAAUCCACCUCUUGGACGCAUUUCGAACUACAGCUCCCUUAAAAAGCAUCGUCCAUCUGAAUAUCAUAUUCACGAUACAUGGUUCAGUAGAGAAGAAGGCCAGCCACGAUUCAUCGUUAAACCAUUCAGUACAAGCUGCGAUGAAGGUGGAAAUGCUACAUUCUCAUGCAGAGUUAUCGCUUCAUCACCACCAAUAGUAACUUGGCAUAAGGAAGCGAAUGAACUGAAGCAGAGUACCAAAUAUAUGAAGAAAUAUACAGAUAAUAAUUAUAUGAUAGUAAUAAAUAGGGUUAGACCAGAAGACGCUGGUGAGUACACUGUACGAGCAAAGAAUUCAUAUGGUUCUAAAGAGGAAAUCGCAUUCUUGAAAGUGACUGAAUCAACUAGAAGACAAAGCAAUUUAAUAAUAUCAGAAUUUGAAAAACGAGCUUAUGUUAUGCGGGAACCUGAACUAUUUAAAGAACGCCAAAGUGCUCCAAAAUUCACUUUCCAUCUUCGGUCACGUCUUAUCCAGAAGAAUCAUCCAUGUAAAUUAAUCUGCAAUGUACAAGGCGAUCCAAUUCCUAAGGUGGAAUGGUUCAAAGAUGAUAUACCAAUUAACAUGGAUAGAGCACAUUUAACCUAUAGAAGCGGUGUGUGCACGAUGGAAUUAUUCAGUUCCCGUAUGGACGAUGCGGGUACUUAUCGUUGUGAAGCAACUAACAGUUUAGGAACAGAUUAUACCGAAUGUAGUGUCAAUGUACAAGGUAGAAGCGGCGAAUCAAUACCGGUAAAACCACUUCGUACAAGACGGAUUUAUGACACUCUCAGUGCAGGCAAUAUCGAACGUUCACAAUCUAGUGCCGAUGUUUUGCCGGAACAUAAUAUAAAGCCAUCAACACCACAGUCUCGGGAUGAUUUAACUGCAAAAUAUAAUGAUAAACCACCAACUUUUAUGUCGAAAUUGUCGAACACUGCCGUAAACGAGGGCGAACAAGCUGAAUUCUCUUGUACGAUAACUGCGUAUCCGGAACCGCUUAUCGAGUGGCUCCACAACGGUGAACGUAUCAUUGGUGAUUCUCGACUAAAAAUUUCUUUUGUCACUGAUCGAGCUUCACUAACAAUCAGAAACAUUAAUAAACAAGAUGCGGGGGAAUACUGUUGCAAGGCUAGUAAUUCGGCAGGUUCGGAAACAAGUAAAGCAGAACUUAUAAUUAAAAAAAGCGCUACAAGGAUGGAUAAUGCUGUAGCUGAACCGCUGACAAAUGGUGAAUUGACCGCUAAAGAGACAGCAAAGCAACCUGAAACAGCAAUCCAGACUAUUUUAAACGGUGAUGUGAUGAACAACAUGGGUGGAAAGACCUUAGAAAAAGAUGGCCAAUUUCGGAUAAUUCGACAUCUAGAGGGAAUUCAGGUUGCUUCUGGUUCAACGGCCAUCUUCUCAGCACUGUCUUCCGGAGCUGUGGAUGAGGUAAUAUGGCUCAAAAACGGAAAAGAAAUCCAGUCAAAUGAAAAUGUGACAAUGAAAGUAAGCGACAGUGAAUAUCGACUUGAGCUCUCUAAGGUGUCUCCUGACGAUCACGGCAUUUAUCAAAUCGACUUCCGGCAUGGUGGAAAAACAUUUACGUCAGCUGCGUCACUUGUUGUACUUGACAAACAAAAUGAACGCGCUGUUUGCAAACUUCCACAAUCCGUGACGGUUAAAUCUUCAACGCCCUGUAAAUUAGUUCUUGAAAUGGAGAAUGGCGAAGAUUUGACAGUACAGUGGUUCAAAGGAUUGAGUAAAGUAGAGAAAUCCAAUCGUAUCAAAUCAGUUAAAUCUGGAAAUGCUUUCAAAUUAGAUUUCAAGGAUGUCCAACCUGACGAUGAAGGCAUUUAUGUAGUAAAAGUAAUCAAGGAUAAAAAAGCGAUAUGUAAAUACGCAGCUGCUUUACUGGUCGAAAAAUAA